Messenger RNA from Colletotrichum tamarilloi, 1191 nucleotides. Its product is annotated as short chain dehydrogenase. The record is from RefSeq and is a predicted model, not a curated record. Bases 1 to 1191 code for a protein of 396 amino acids. The transcript has a single exon. Lineage: Eukaryota; Fungi; Ascomycota; Sordariomycetes; Glomerellales; Glomerellaceae. Gene Ontology annotation, molecular function: oxidoreductase activity.
AUGACAGUCGCACAGGGCUACCACAACCUCAUCCCCGUGACGAACCUCUCGCCACCCGUCGACACGACGCAGCCCUACGAUCCCUCCACCCUCGCCGGCAAAACCGUCCUCAUCACCGGCGGCGCCCUCGGCCUCGGCGCGGCGUUUGCGAGGGAGUGGGCCUCGCACGGAGCGAAUGUUAUCGUCGGGGACAUUAACCCGUCCGCGGGCGAGGCCUUAGUGGCCGAACUCCGCGCCGAGUAUUCAAAGCGGGGAGGAGGAGCAGGACAAGAAGGGGGAAAAGGAGGAUCACACCACUUUGUCACCUGCGACGUCACGUCCUGGGAAUCACAGGUCUCUUUCUUCAAGGAAGGCGCACGCCUCUCGCCGAACGGCGCCAUCGACGUCGUGGUAGCCAACGCGGGCGUCAACGAGCCUGGCGCCAAUGGGCGCUUUGAGAUGCCUCUGGCCUCGAGUUCGGACCCGGACGCGCCGCGGGAGCCGUCGACGAAGAUCAUUGACGUUAACAUCACGGGGUUAUCGUACACUACGCACCUCGCCCUCUUCUGGCUUCCGCGGAACGGGAACAGUACCGGUGCAGGUGUCGGUGGCACGCCCCGCGACAGAUGCUUGUUGUUGGUGGGUUCUGUUGCGGGCGUGGGGCAUUUCCCGGGCCAGGCGCCGUAUACCAUGUCCAAGCACGCCGUCACGGGUCUGUUCCGUGCGAUGCGCGGGACGGCGUAUUUGCGGCACCGGGUGCGGAUGAACAUGGUGUGUCCGUACUUUGUGAGCGGGAGCCAGAUGUUCCCCGGUGCGGCGGAGGCGGCGUUACUCGGUGGCGGGGCGGGCGGGGCGCAGGGGAGGGAUGUUGUCGAUGCCGCGACGAGGCUUGUUGCGGAUGAGGGGGUCGUGGGAAGGGCUUUGCUUGUUGGGCCGGAGGUUGAUGCUUUGGGGUUGGUGGAGGAGGAUGAGGACGGGGAGGUGAUGAUGGUUGGUAGGAAGGGGGGGAAGGUUGCGGUGUGGGAUGUGUAUGCGGAGGAUUAUAAGGAUUGCGAGGCUUUUGUGUGGAGGUGGAUUCGGGUGUUGAAUACGGUUGAGUAUGUUCGGGGGUGGACUGGGUGGAUUGGGGAUGUGUUUUCGAUUCUGACGAGGCCGGUUCGCGGUGGGAGACAAGCGGCUAUUCUGCAUGAUGACCAUGUGCGUAGUUUAUAG